Molecule: messenger RNA, 3582 nt
Organism: Chiloscyllium plagiosum (whitespotted bambooshark)
Lineage: Eukaryota; Metazoa; Chordata; Chondrichthyes; Orectolobiformes; Hemiscylliidae
Source: RefSeq, a predicted model, not a curated record
UCUGCAGUCAUUGUUUUUACCACCUUGAUGACACCAUUUGACCUCUGUACAAGGCCUAGAAAACCCUAGGAGCAAGAAUGUCCAGGUGACCGUUUUCACCUCAAGCACAUCAGAGCCUCAUGUUGCAACCAUAUGCAUCACUUUCGUUAUGUAUAAAUAAUAAUUGCCUCAUUAUUAGAUAUGUAAGCUGAAGCUGCAACCCUGUGCAUUCAAUUCAGCCGUUUUCAUUUCAACAUUUACUUCUCAGCAAGGGCACCAGGAUUCAGGAAUGAAAGAGAUAACCCCGGGCACCGAUACCACGGAAGUGCUGCCGCCCAGGAUUGCAGCACCCUGAGCUGCAGCACUGUACUGUAAGCGCAUGUCACGCUCUUUCCUUGUGUUUGCUCGGAGUCUCCGAGCUGGACAGGAGAGGCGAUGGCAAUUCAGCAAAGGCACAGCACCUCCUCAGGAGAUAACUAUACACCUCUAUCCUUGAAAACCAUCAGUAAGAACGAGGACAGGCCGUGGAAACUCCGAUUAAUCUAUCUGCAGUGCUAUCUCAUUUCAAUUGCCUGUAUCUUGGGAACGGGAAUAUUAGGCUUACCUGGCACAGUUGCCCAUGCUGGACUACAGCCAUUUUUGGUUUCCUUCAUAACAGGCUUCUUUAUACAGGUGCUAUUGAUUUAUCUUUUUGUUGAUUUGCUGCAACGAUGCCGUUUGGUCCAGGUUGAGGCUGCAAAGCAUUCAAUGGUAGAAAGAAUUAUAAUGCAAGAUGUCGGUGGUCAAGAUUACCUUCCAAAUUCCAUUGAAGAGGAGGAAGAAACUGAGGAUGCAGGUCAUGUGUUGUUGCACCAGAAUAAUGGGAUUGACCAUUCCGAGGAGGAGCAAAUGCCAAACUUGCACAUAUUGGGUGCCCUUUUCCUGAACAAGUGUAUGAGUUAUGUUUUCGACCUUCUCCUAAUCCUACAAUUUAUUUCAAUUGGAAUCAGUUAUGUUUUGGCUGGGAGUGAAGCUUUUGCUGAGCUUUUGCAAAUCAGGCAUGUCUAUGUCAUUCCGUUCUUCACGUGGAUCUUGUCUUUUGGAAUUAUAAUGGCUCAAGUUGUUAUACAGCCAAUCACAUCCAUUUUGACCCUAGUAAAGGGAACUCUGUUAAUCAUCACAGUAAUUGUGACCUUUGUUGUUGGCUCUGAGAUCCAUCAAGAAAUAUUCAAUGAUUUCUCCAGCAUUGGAACACCCUUCCUGAUGGGUACUGUUGCACUUGGAGGUAUUGUAAAUGUGAUGCCAAUGUUAUUCUCUGAGAUUUCACAAAACAGGUCACAGAUAAUGUGGUUCCGCCGAGCUGUUACUGGAGGACUCACUACUUGUACAAUACUGAACAUUCUGUGGUGUUGGGCGGUACUGGACAUUGUUCCCCAGACAUCUAUGCGGAAAGUUCUAUUUGAUGGAGAUUUGAACACCACUGUGUUUACUGCACAUCAGAUGGUCCCUGGCUACAUAAUGACCUACUCUAAUAUAUCUUUGGAAGCUUCUGAAAAAGCGGGGGAAAUAGCCACAGUUCCAUUGACAAAAAUUAUAAUGGAACAGUACAAAAGGUUUGCCUGGGUGGCCUGGUUUACAGAGAUUUUUAUCACUGUCAGCAUUACGGUUUCUUUUCUAGUGCUUGGAUCUACAAUGAAGCAUACAUUGGAGGGUUGGGUAGAUUCCUUCUGGAGCAAGAAAUGUGAAACAGCUGCUGAACAUUGUGAAAAGUCUUACUUUCAAUUAAUUAAGAUCGGUGGUGCAAAAAGUUUGACUCGAGGAUUAAUUUGCCUGCUGGGAUUCGGUAUUAUUUUUACGGUGGCCAUGUCUAAUCCAAAGGGAUUUGUUAUUGUGCUUGAUAAAGUCACCUCAUUUACUUUAAAUCUUGAAGCUGGCCUCUUCAUUUUCCUGAUGCUGAGAAAUUCUCGAUCAGAGCCAUAUAAGCUUAUUACUGUGCCUUUACCUAUGAGUUCAAGGAUGUUUUUGUUACACUGGCUUCUCCCAGUUUAUUUCUUAUUUGCUGUGGGAUAUGACAUCUAUCAAACUUUAGCAUAUGGUUGGCAUCAUUCAUAUUCACUGCCAGGUAAUGGUACAGCCUGACGUUAUACAUUUGUUUCACCAUAAGACUUAAUGAAGCUUGAUUAGUAAGAUUUUGAAAGAAAAAUGGUUGGGUGGAUUUUACUGUAGCUAUAUUUUGUCAAAUUCUUAUACUGUUAUUGUUAACAGAAUAAAUAUGAAAUAAUUGUGUACUCUUUACAACUAAGCAUAUACAUUUAUUGUUGCAUCAACAAUGUCACUCUGCAGUUCCCAUGUAAUACUUGACUGUUACAAUUCAUUGUAUCCCAGAGUGUAUAACAGACUGUGUGUAUUUUAUGGAUAAGUAUUACAACAUCACUACUGUUAUUUGCAUUAAUUUAUUUCUAGUUGUCCAGAGAUAAUAGAAAAUAAAUUUUGUACCAAAUUUCAUCUCAAAAAGCUUAUUGUAUUCUUAAAAACCUUGUGCAGUAUACAAAAGUGAAAUUGCUAUUAAAGAAUUUUACAUCAAUGCCUUAUACCCAUUGCCACAUAACAAUCACUGAGACUUGUUCAGGUUACAACUUGCUGAUGCUGUGAAAGCAGAGGUGUACAUGGGAGAGGCGCUGUUUUAUGAGUACCAAACUAAAGUGCAUUCAUUCAUUGUGUCAAACUGCAUUAAUCCUUGAUUAGGUUAUAUCUGCAUAUUGUAUCUACUGCCAAGAUGAUGCUGAGACAAGAAAAUCUGAAACACAUGAAUAAGAGUAGAUCAAAAGAUGCUUUAGAGAACUGUUGAUGAGCAUAUGAUUUUGAUGAAGCAAAGUGGAAAAAUUAUUAGCAUGGGUGGACAAGCCUGUAACUGGAGGACAUCCAAUUUAGUAUCACCACCAAAAGAACAAGAGUGAUUAAGUAAUUUGAUGGUAUCUCAAUAUGCAAUGCCUACCAAAAUGGUUGAGGAAGCAGAAUCCAUUAUCAAAUGGAAUUAACAAUUAUUUGAAAAGCAAACAUUUACAAAUAGUACAGGGAAUUUGUGACUACAUAGUGGCUUUUGUCAGUUAUCCAUCACAGCUGUGACAGACCAGCUGCACAUGCUGCAAAAUUCCAUUUUUACUUGGGCACAACUUUGCAUCAACUAAACUGUCAAAUCCAUUUGCUUGAUAUUUAAGCCAAAUUUAAAUCAAUGAGAACUUAACUUCAUCUUUAAGAAUAUACUUAAUUCACACCUCAUGAUUUGAAAUAAAGAGAGUGUUUUUUAUUCAUUUUGUGGGAUGUGCACAUCAUCAGCUGGCUAGUAUUUAUCACCCAUCCUAGUUUCCUUUUGAGGAGGUGGUGGUGAGCUGUCAUCCUUGAACAGCUGCAGACCAUCUGCUGUGGGUUGACCCACAAUGCCAUUCGGGAGGGAAUUCCAGGAUUUUGACCCAGCAACAGUGAAGGAACAGCAAUCUACUUUCAAGUGAGGACGGUGAGUAGCUUAGAGGGGAUCUUGAAGGUGAUGUUGCAACUAUAUAUCUGCUGCCCUUAUCCUUCCAGAUGGAAGUGAUCGUGAGUUUUGAAGGUGCUAUCUGAUAACCU